Scaptodrosophila lebanonensis is the source of this 717-nucleotide messenger RNA. Its product is annotated as protein Mabiki. Bases 1 to 717 code for a protein of 238 amino acids. The record is from RefSeq and is a predicted model, not a curated record. NCBI's taxonomy places the organism in Eukaryota, Metazoa, Arthropoda, Insecta, Diptera, Drosophilidae. The transcript has a single exon.
AUGGAAACCCACAACUAUCGCCACAAGAAGUUCGACGUGGCCCGCCAAAAGCCCCAGGAAGCCCACACAGCUAUGGAUUUGGCCGCACUUCGGGUUAAAGAGGAACUGCUCUCAGGGAACACCAGCUCUCGCAGCUACAAUAGCAGCCGGGAUGAGGAGUCCAGCAGCUGUUCCAGUGACUAUAGUCUGAUCUUCAGCCGGAAGCGUACGGAGCGGGACUCGGAGGUCUUGGUCUGCAGCACCCCAUUGCCAAAGCGUCGUCGUCAUGCGCUUGGCGAAGACAGCGGCGUAGCCACUACGGAGUCCAGCGAGUCAUCAUCUUCCUCCUCCCUGCCAUCGCCCUCGAGCAGCGAACUGCCCAAAAUAAGCGCCGACACACUGCGAGACAUUUGCAAAUACCAUGGCAACAUGGUGCGCAAGUUUCCCAAGAAGGACCGCACCCCCAAGGAUCAGGAGCGACGUAACAAGAACACCAUUGCCUGCCGCAUGAGUCGGCGCGUCAAGAAGCUCGAGCAUUUAGCCAUUGAGGAGCAAUACAAGCACUUUAGUGCCGAGCACCUGAAAAUCGUCGAGCAGAGCAUGCGUGCCACAGCAUACUUCAAUCAUCUCAAUGAAUUGUCGAAGCUGGAGUCAACAAAGGCUCUUAAAGGUGCGUCAGCAACGACAACAAAGAACUUCAGCAUAGACUAUUUAAUGAGCGGGAUCAAGCCCGAAUAG